ACAUGUGGCGGUUGCGCAAAAAGUUAUCGCCAAAUUUUAUGAACCAUUUUAUUGACACAUUGUUCCUAAAAUCGAGUAACCUCAACAAGUCUUUUGAACAUUGUGAUUGUGCUCGAAAAUGAGGGUAGCCAUAAUUUUUCUUAUACACUUUGCUAAUAUCCUUACAGCUUUUGAUAUAAAAGACCACCCAAAUUGGCAUUUACUCGAUCACGAGCAUUGUGGUGAAAGUCUAUCAGACAGAAUAAUUGGUGGUGCAUCUGCUACUUUAGGGCAGUUUCCCUGGGUAGCUCGUCUCGGCUAUCAGCCGCAUUUCCCACGUUUCAGUUUACCAGUUUUCAAGUGUGGCGGCUCUCUUAUAAGCAAUUUUUAUGUGGUUACAGCAGCCCAUUGUGUGGCACAUUUGAGGAACGAAGAUUUAGCUUUGAUACGACUUGGCGAAUUAAAUGCGAUUACUGACGUAGACUGUGAAAAUAAUGUGUGUGCACCACCGGUUCAAGAUUUUAGACCAGCAAAACAGUUUUAUCACGAAAACUAUGGGAAUCCAAAAAUGAGACAUGACAUCGCCUUGAUUAGACUGGAUCAUCCUGCUAAAAUUCACAGUUAUGUGUUGCCUAUUUGCUUGCCGCAAGGCCCCCUUCUGAACAAAGACUACGAGGGCACCACUAUGGAAGUGGCCGGAUGGGGUGUAAACGAUGUGGAAACUGGUGCAUCCAGUGCUGUGUUGCUGCACGUUCGUGUUCCCAUUAUUAAGCCCGAAAUGUGUGAACAAUCCGUUGGUCAUUUUGCAACAGUUAGCGAGAACCAAUUCUGUGCUGGGGGUCAGAUCGGUUAUGAUUCCUGUGGAGGAGAUUCAGGUGGUCCCCUAAUGAAACCCGAAGCUGUGGACGGUCCACCGCGCUACUUCUUAAUUGGAGUUGUUUCUUUUGGAAGCACAAAUUGUGGAAGUAACGUUCCAGCCAUUUACACAAAUGUGGCGCGUUAUGUAAAAUGGAUUUUAGAUAAUAUCGAACCUUGAUUAGGCGAUUUGUACCCACUCCACUGUAUUCUUUAAUACGUGAAUAAAGGAAUUUCUUGAUAAAACUGAAA
Molecule: messenger RNA, 1086 nt
Organism: Tribolium castaneum (red flour beetle)
Lineage: Eukaryota; Metazoa; Arthropoda; Insecta; Coleoptera; Tenebrionidae
Product: spaetzle-processing enzyme
Exons: 4
Coding region: 119-1015 (298 amino acids)
Biological process (GO): proteolysis
Molecular function (GO): serine-type endopeptidase activity
Source: RefSeq, a predicted model, not a curated record